GUUUCCGAUGAGCCUCUAGUCUUGUCUUACAGUAAGAGGUAUUGCGCGGGCUUUACUUACUCUCUAUACAAACUGUACAAUAUAAAGUUGAGUAAAGUAAAGACUGUAACGACGUAUCAGCCAACAGUCGCGCGUAGUCCGCCGUAGGAGCAACGCUCGCACGGCGUUCUCUUAAAUAACAAGCGUUAGUUGUUUAUUUCAAUUGAUUCAUUUUUAUUAUAACUUUUUUUGUUUUUUACAAAAAAAUUUUUAUUAACUUUAAGUCUUGUGAUAAUUACGUUUAUAAAAUUACAAGAGAAAAGUUAUUGUCAAUUAAAAGUUUAAAUUUUAUCUUUACUUUCAAUAAUUUUUAAAUUUGUGCAAUAAACCAGGACUUUAAACUUUCAAACUGUCUAAUUCAUCGAACCCUUACAAUACAGAAAUGUCACUCGAAGAAUCGAGGCGUUCACAACGACCUUAUCGGUAUGGAAUGGUUUUACUGUGCGUUGGUGCGCUUAUUAAUUGGCUAGGACUUGCUGAAAACUAUGUCGAGCCUGUUAGAUACGUCGGGGUGGCUUGUAUUGUUGCUGGUGCACUUUUAAUAUGUGCUGCUAUGUGCUGUUGGCUUCAUGCGCCACCUACGAGGACUAACGUCGGUUCACAUGGUCCUAAUCAUCAUAGUACAGUCCAAAUUGACGACCCGAUUCACGUGAUAAGUGUUGAAGAACCAGCAAGUGUUGCAAGACAAAAACCACCGGAUUAUGAAGCAGUCGCUGAUGCACCGCCUAGUUAUGAUGACGCUAUUAAACUUAAUCCAGGCCAAUUAACAACUCGCGCUAGUAUCAGUGGGAUUUCCCCUAUUUUACCAGGGAUGAUUACGGUAUCCAAUAGCGGAUCUGCGACAAGUGGAAUUUCUAGUGAUCAGCCAACUGCUCCUACACCACCACCUGCAUAUGCCAGGUGAGACUAUAUGAUUGGUCAUCACCGACCACGACCAAGUCUACCAACGUCAUUAAAUCCAUCAGCACGAGCUGAAGUCCAUGGACGUAAUCGUUCAAUCCACGUAAAUGUCCACAACAAACCAAGUAAUACUCCGACGACGGCAAGCUCGAUCGUAGGAAUGCGGCACCAUCGUCGUUACGAUGUAAGACCAACAUCAACAACAAACGCAUCCGCAAGAAGACUGCGUGCCCAAAGUGUUCAUGUCCUCUAUGCACACGUGCCAUUUAAUUUUGACCCGUAAAUGUCACUUGCCACGUGUCUAAUUGAGACCAAGAAAAUGCUUAUGAGAGAUGACUUUUAUUUAUUUAAUAUAAACAAAGACAAAGACAAAGAUUAAGACAAAGAUAAAGACAAAGAUGAAGAUAGAAAAUUUUAUGAUGACCAAAAUAAUUUUAUUUUUAUUUAUAAUUACAAUAAUAAUAUACUGUAAAAAAUAUCGGGAGUGAACGUGGAUUAAAUCCGGGUGAAUAUGGACCGGAUGACUGUUUAUUUAUUUAAUUCUCUCGGAGUGAAAUUUACUCGGAAGGGGAAUUUAUUUUGAAUUUUAAUAUUUAAAUUCCGAAUCGGAAUGCGGAUUUAAAUAAAAUCCAAAUUACUCCGUUGAAAAAAAAUCUUCAUAUUUACUCCGUGUCCGGAGUAAUUUUUUGAAGAAACUCCGAGUGACGGAAUGAAUUCGGAUGGAAAUAAAAUCCGUCAUCACUUUGCUGAAAAAAACGUCAUAUUUACUCCGUAUCCGGAGUAUUUUAAAAAAAAACUCCGAGUGUCGGAAGGAAUUUAAAUUCAAAUAAAAUCAAGAUCACUCUGUUGAAAAAAAAUCUUCAUAUUUACUCCGUCUGCGGAGUAAUUUUUUGUAAAAAAUUUGAAAUUCCGGUUGGCGGAAUAAAUUUAAAUUUGAAUAAAAUUCAAAUCGCUCCGAAUUGCCUCCCAAUUAUUUACAGUGUAAUAAAAAAAGUUUAAAUUAUGAAGAGAUUUAAAUCGGAUUACGUCGGUUUGUACGUAACGAAUACAUUCCAACGUUAAAGCAGAUCUCAAUCCUCAUUCCAAAUUAGUGUAUGUCCUAAGCUGCCUGAUGGAAGACUUAUUUAUUAAUAUAUAUAUGAAGAAAUGAAUAAUAAUAAUUAAUUAGAUCUAGAAUGAUAGUAUUUAUUGAUGAGCAAAAGAUAGUGCAAGAAUGACUAAAGUGAUAAGUGCGGAGCUUGGUCGUAUGAUGAAUCGCCAAUGGCAUUUUUGAAUAUAUAAAUAUAUAUUUAUAUAUAUGUAGAUAUGUAGAAAUAUAUAUGUAUAUGUAAUAUUAUUAUUAAUUGAGACGUAACUCACGGCAGUUUGACGUGCGCAUUGAUGACAAUGUCACCGCACGUAGGUUCUAUAUAUAUUUUUCAUUGUGAUUUGUAUGAUAAGAAUUAUUAAUACGGGACAAAUAUUAGAUUAUUAUCAUAUUUUAUUGUUUGCCCGUGUCAUUUGUAAGAUAACAAUUCUUUUUUUGUUUUUAUACUCUAUUAAUAAAUGUUAAGAUAUUUGAAUUUA
This is a messenger RNA of Microplitis demolitor, 2505 nucleotides long. RefSeq lists its product as uncharacterized. The transcript is spliced from 4 exons. Lineage: Eukaryota; Metazoa; Arthropoda; Insecta; Hymenoptera; Braconidae. The coding region runs from base 422 to 943 and encodes 173 amino acids. The record is from RefSeq and is a predicted model, not a curated record.